Messenger RNA from Olea europaea var. sylvestris, 2273 nucleotides. RefSeq names its product ubiquitin domain-containing protein DSK2a-like. The record is from RefSeq and is a predicted model, not a curated record. Gene Ontology annotation, molecular function: polyubiquitin modification-dependent protein binding. The coding region runs from base 204 to 1877 and encodes 557 amino acids. The transcript is spliced from 8 exons. NCBI's taxonomy places the organism in Eukaryota, Viridiplantae, Streptophyta, Magnoliopsida, Lamiales, Oleaceae. Gene Ontology annotation, biological process: ubiquitin-dependent protein catabolic process. Gene Ontology annotation, cellular component: cytosol.
AAUUAUUCUGUACCUGUGGAGGGUUGUGUUUUGUUAUUUCAUUUUAAAACUUGCUUCCUAUAUUCAUUUCUCUUUUAUAGUAUAGCCACCCCGAGAGGAAAAUCGAACGGCGACAAGUUAGGGUUUGGGAUUUCUCCGUCAGUCCAUCAAUAUUUACUUUUAUUGUGGUGUUUUUUUAUAUUGAAUUUCUCAAUUGGAGUCGAAUGGGUGGCGGCGAUGCCAACGAUGGAGGCGAUUCAAAUGAAAAUGCCGGCAGCAAAGGAGGAGAAGUCGUGGUGAACGUUCGAUGCUCCAACGGCUCGGAGUUCUCGGUGCACGUCAAUUUGGACUCCACAGUCGAGUCCUUCAAGUCAAUUCUCGCUCAGAACUGCGAAAUUCCACCGCAGCAGCAGCGUCUCAUCUACAAAGGUCGCAUAUUGAAGGAUGAUCAAACGCUUCAGAGAUAUGGUCUGGAGGCUGAGCACACUGUCCACUUGGUCCGUGGUUUUGCAACAAAUGCCUCUACCAACAGUGCUGGUGCAACUAAUGCUGGAAAUCCACAUGCUAAUCCCGCUGUGACAGCAGAUGCUGGCUCCAAUGAAGGUGGAGCAUUUGGAGGGUCUGGUUUUGGAGCUUCAUUGUUUCCCAGGCUCGACUUGAAUGGAUUGGGAAGUGGGGCUGGAUUAUUUGGAGCCGGACUUCCAGAUAUGGAACAUGUGCAGGCACAGUUGACUCAAAACCCCAACAUGAUGAGAGAUAUCUUGAAUAUGCCUCUUGUUCAGAAUAUAAUGAAUAAUCCUGAAAUCAUCCGCAACUUAAUCAUGAACAAUCCUCAGAUGCGUGAGAUCAUGGAUCGCAACCCGGAGCUUGCUCAUGUCCUUAAUGAUCCUGCAACUCUUCGUCAGACAAUGGAGGCUGCACGAAACCCUGAACUCAUGCGUGAGAUGAUGCGAAAUACAGACAGGGCAAUGAGCAAUAUAGAAUCUUCUCCAGAGGGUUUUAACAUGCUCAGGCGCUUGUAUGAGAAUGUGCAAGAACCAUUCCUUAAUGCUACAACUUUGGAAGGUGGCACUAGAACUGAUUUGGGGUCAAACCCAUUUGCUGCUCUUUUGGGAGCUCAAGGUGGGGGGGUGGCCAGAGAACAGGUAACUAAUACUAGUACCACUGGUUCUGAAACUUUGACCGAUUCUCCUGCUCCAAAUACGAACCCGCUUCCCAAUCCCUGGGCAUCUACUGGCACUGAAGGUGUGCAAACGAACUCAACUGCCCAGUCAAAUCCUAGUGGGGAUGUGAGGACUCCGCCUCUUGGUGUCUCUGGUGGACUUGGUUUCCCAGAUUUUUCGCAAUUGCUAGGUUCUAUGCCAGAUCCCAAUUCCCUGAGUCAGUUGAUGCAAAAUCCCGCCAUAUCCCAGAUGAUGCAGAGUCUUUUAUCCAAUCCUCAGUACAUUAAUCAGAUUAUUGGAUUCAAUCCAGAGCUUCAGAACAUGUUCAAUUCCAAUCCUCAGUUUAGGGAUAUGAUGCAAAAUCCUGAAUUUAUUCGUCAAUUAUUUUCUCCUGGGAUGAUGCAGCGACUCCUGACUUUUCAGCAAGCUCUUUUGUCUCAACUUGGUCGCCAGCAGACAUCUCGAGAACCAGGUCAAAAUGAUGGUGGAACAGCAGGAGCACCUGGCAAUUUAAGCUUGGAUAUAUUGAUGAACAUGUUUGGUGGACUUGGAACUGGUGGCUUGACUGCUUCCAACAGAUCUAAUGUGCCCCCUGAAGAACUAUACGCCACUCAACUAUCUCAGUUACAGGAAAUGGGUUUCAUUGAUACUCAAGAAAACAUCAGGGCACUAAUUGCCUCUGCUGGCAAUGUUCAUGCUGCGGUGGAACGACUGUUGGGAAAUCCUGGUCAAUAGAAGUUGGAUGUUGAUAUUGUUUUGUUUAUAUCACUACAUGUUCUCCGUUGGGAUUGCAUCUGGCACAUGUGGAUAUUAGGCAAAUAAAUAUUUUUGAAGGGAAUAAAAACGACUCUGAUUGUUGAAACACCCUAUCUUCCUCCCCUUAUUUCCUUCAUGGGAAAGAGAGCAAAAAAAUCUCCAAGUGCCAUAUUCAUACAAAAGUUGGAUUGUAGAUUGUAUAUCUGGAAGUGGGUUCAACUAUGAAUAGACGAGUCUUGUUUCUGCAAUAGGUGAGAAAUUGAGAUGAAAUUGGAGUUGAUUUUUGUGUUGUUUCAGUUAUUCUAUCUUGCUUUCCCUCAAUGACCUAACAUUGACUCGUGAAUCAAAACGUCUGUUAAGCUACUUUUGAUUUUA